AUGGCAGCGCCAGCUAGAGCAGCAGCAGCUGCUGCUGCUGCUGCAGGCGCUUCUGCGGCUGCUGCUGCAGCUGUCACACAGGGGCAUCGGAGCCCUCCGCCUCCGCCCCCUGUGCUGCUCUGUAGCAUCGAGGAUUCUCAUCAGCAGCUGCAGCAGCGGGAAGCAGCAGAAGCUGCUGCCUCUUGCCCCUUUCUUGUUGCGCAGUUGUCAAGGGCAGCAGCAGCAGCAACGACAGCAGCAGCAGCAGCAACGACAGCAGCAGCAGCAGCAAGAACAGCAUCUGCAACAAACGAUACAACAACUUCCCGUGGAGAUGUCGGCGAUCCCCCAGGAGCUUCAGCCCUCUGGCAUCGUCACAGCAGCAACCGCAGCACCACCAGCAGCAACGACUGCAGCAGCAACAGCAGCAGCUGCAGCAGCAGCAGGAGCAGCAGCAGGGGCUGUAGCAAGAAUAGCAGCAGUGAAAAAUGUAGCGGACGCACACGGGAGCAGCUUCGCAUGCAUAUGAUUCGGUUGGGGGCAUUUGCUGCUGGGGCUGUGGUUGGUUUGCUGCUGCUGCUGUUGGAGCGGCAGCAGCAGGAGCAGCUGCAGCAAGAGCAGCAUUUCCUGCAGCAGCAAGAGCUUCUGCAGCAGCUGCAGCAGCAAGAUGACAACCGCAUUAUAUGGAAGAACGUCACACGGGGGUUCUGGCUAGUUGUGUUCGCUGGCGUGAUGAUACACAAGCAACCAGACAGCAGCAGCAGCAGCAGCAGCAGCAGCAGCAGCAGCAACAGCAGCAGGAGCAGCAGCAGCAAGAGGUCAUCAACAGUAGAUAUGUGCUACCAGUGCAUCGCAUUGUCUCGUCCUCUCCUCCCCAGCGAGUUGGAUGUGUUGCUGCUGCCUCCACUGCAGCAGCAGCUGCAGCAGGGACUGCAGCAGCUGCCGCCCCAGCAGCAGCAGCAGCAGAACGUUUCGUCAUCCCCUUCCAUUACCGGUGGUGGUGCAGCAGCAGCAGCAACAACAGGAGAGAGAAUUUCACUCAUCAAAUCAGAAAACAAAAAACAGAAAAACAUCGACUCUGUGUUCACGGAGUCUACAGCAAAUGCAGACACCCAGCAUACGCAGGCUGGUUCUGGUGGGCCGUAG
Eimeria mitis is the source of this 1125-nucleotide messenger RNA. RefSeq lists its product as uncharacterized. The transcript has 3 exons. The coding region runs from base 1 to 1125 and encodes 374 amino acids. Lineage: Eukaryota; Apicomplexa; Conoidasida; Eucoccidiorida; Eimeriidae. The record is from RefSeq and is a predicted model, not a curated record.